CUUCGUAAUAUCCAGCGCAGCCUCUCUCUCUCUCUCUCUCUCUCUUCUUCUUCUUCUUCUUCUUCUCUCUCUAUUUCCGAACCGCCGCCGUCUCCGAUCGCCGGACCCCCGCCGCGAAGGGAGUUGUUGAUCGAAGCUUUGUACGAGGCUAUUUGAUUUUUUAACAGUAGAUUUUGAUUUCAGGUCUGUGGACAUCUCUGACUCCACUCUUAGUGUGUUGCUCUGUAUAGUUCAAGUAAAAGGUUCCUUUUACAAUCAUGGCUUCAAGAUCUUGCACAAACCUUUUAGAAUUGGCAUCUGGGAUAUUGGAUAUUCCUUGUACUCCAAGUCCAAGGACCCUUCCACGGGUGAUGACUUUUCCUGGUAUUAUCUCUGAUGUGGACAGUAACAGCAAUGAUGAUGGGGAUUCAGAUGCCUCUUCAUCUGUUUGCCGCGAGCGGAAAAUUAUAGUGGCGAAUAUGUUACCGUUAAAUGCUAAAAGGGAUCCAGAAACAAACAAAUGGUGCUUCCGUUUGGAUCAGGAUUCAAUUUUGUUACAGUUGAAGGACGGAUUUUCAUCUGAAACUGAGGUUGUUUAUGUGGGGUCUCUCAAGGCUGAAAUAGAUGCUAGUGAACAAGAUGAGGUUGCACAGAAACUGCUGGAGGAAUUUAAUUGUGUGCCAACAUUUCUGCCCAGUGAUCUCCAGAAGAAGUAUUAUUUGGGUUUCUGUAAACGACAACUAUGGCCGCUUUUUCAUUAUAUGUUGCCCAUGUGCCCCGACCAUGGUGACCGCUUUGACCGCUCAUUGUGGCAGGCCUAUGUAUCGGCAAACAAAAUAUAUGCAGACAAGGUGAUGGAAGUCAUUAACCCUGAGGAUGAUUGUGUUUGGGUUCACGAUUAUCAUUUGAUGGUUCUCCCAACAUUUUUGAGGAAGCGAUACUACCGUGUAAAGCUUGGGUUUUUUCUUCACAGCCCAUUCCCAUCAUCAGAAAUUUAUCGUACUUUGACAGUUAGAGAUGAAAUAUUGAGGGGUUUGCUGAAUUGCGACCUUAUUGGUUUUCAUACAUUUGAUUAUGCACGUCACUUCCUCUCCUGCUGCAGUAGAAUGCUUGGCCUGGACUAUGAAUCAAAGCGAGGGCACAUUGGGCUUGAUUAUUAUGGCCGCACAGUUUACAUUAAAAUUCUGCCUGUAGGAGUUCAUAUGGGCCGGCUUGAAUCUGCAUUGAAUCUUUCCUCCACGACCACCAAAAUCCAAGAGAUUCAAGAACAGUUCAGGGGAAAAAAAGUGAUCCUUGGCAUCGAUGACAUGGACAUAUUUAAAGGCAUCAGUCUAAAACUUCUAGCUGUUGAACAACUCCUUCAGCAGAAUCCUGAGUUGCAGGGCAAUAUAGUCCUGGUCCAAAUUGUGAAUCCUGCGAGGGGAUUUGGGAAAGAUGUCCAGGAAGCUAAGAAUGAGACGUACUUAACUGCCAAAAGGAUCAAUGAGGUUUAUGGUUCUGCUAAUUAUGAGCCAGUGAUUCUGAUUGAUCGUCCUGUUUCUCAUCAUGAGAAAUCAGCCUAUUAUGCUGUGGCUGAAUGUUGUAUAGUGAAUGCCGUAAGGGAUGGAAUGAACUUAGUUCCUUACAAGUAUAUCGUUUGCAGGCAGGGAACUCCACAUAUGAAUGAAACUUUAGGCGUAACAGAAGAUUCUCCUCGGACGAGUAUGCUCGUUGUGUCUGAAUUUAUUGGUUGCUCACCUUCUUUAAGUGGAGCAAUCAGGGUUAACCCUUGGGAUAUCGAUGCUGUGGCUGAUGCAUUGAACUUGGCUAUCACCAUGUCUAACUCCGAGAAGCAAUUACGCCAUGAGAAGCACUAUCGUUAUGUCAGUUCUCAUGAUGUGGCAUACUGGGCACGAAGCUUUUCACAGGAUUUGGAUAGAGCAUGUCAAGAGCAUUACAGUAAAAGGUGCUGGGGAAUUGGUUUGGGCUUGAGGUUCAGAGUGGUUUCCCUUUCUCCACAUUUCAGGAAGCUGUCUGUAGACCAUAUUGUCUCGGCUUAUAAAAGAACAAGUAGGAGGGCAAUAUUCUUGGAUUAUGAUGGAACUGUCAUUCCCCAAACUUCAAUUAUCAAGUCCCCAAGCCCAGAAGUCCUUUCUAUGAUGAAUUCCCUGUGCAAAGAUCCAAAAAACACUGUUUUUAUUGUUAGUGGGAGGAGUCGGACUUCUCUGGGCGAUUGGUUUGCCUCGUGUGAACAGUUGGGGAUUGCUGCCGAGCAUGGCUACUUCUUAAGGUGGAAUAGUACUUCUGAGUGGGAAACCAGUCUAGUCUCAGCUGACCUUGAUUGGAAAGAGAUCGUGGAGCCUGUGAUGAGAUUGUAUACUGAGGCAACAGAUGGCUCCAACAUAGAAAGUAAAGAGAGUGCCAUAGUAUGGCAUCAUCAAGACGCAGACCCUGACUUUGGAUCAUGUCAGGCCAAGGAGUUGUUGGAUCAUCUGGAGAAUGUGCUUGCUAAUGAACCAGCUCUAGUCAAGAGAGGCCAGCAUAUCGUGGAGGUUAAGCCGCAGGGAGUAAGCAAGGGAUUGGUUGCUGAGAAGGUUCUUCUGAAAAUGGUCAAUGAUGGUGAGCCACCAGAUUUUGUGAUGUGCAUUGGAGAUGACAGAUCUGAUGAAGACAUGUUUGAAAGCAUAUUAAGCACAGUUGCCAGUCCUUUAUUGCCUUCACGUCCAGAAAUAUUUGCUUGCACAGUUGGAAGAAAGCCAAGCAAGGCCAAGUACUAUCUCGAUGACGCAGUAGAUGUUCUGAAAUUACUUCAGGGCCUUGCUACGGCUUCAAACCCGAAGCCUAGACAUCUACCCCAUCUCCAGGUUUCUUUUGAGAGCGCCUUUGAUUCUGUUUUGUGAUAUCCAAAAUGAAGUUGUGGGGGGGAUUCCUGCCGUGUGUUUGGUUUCAUUACAGCCUCUGAAUGGUACUCUCGGCGAGAAAGCAAAUUUUCAGGUAUUGGCGGGAGCAUGGAGCACUUGACCAUUGUUGAUUUGUACAUGGUGACAUCAAUAUGUAUUUACCGGUUCCUCCUGGUAAUUGUAACCAGAUUUUCAAAUGUCCAAAUCGCACUCUUGGAGGUACCAUUUAACCUGUAUAGAUACAAUGUUCUGGUCUCAGACUCACAAGUAGGUAAUUGUGAGUUGCAUCGUUAAUGAUAUAAAUAUAUUCCCACAA
Molecule: messenger RNA, 3174 nt
Organism: Argentina anserina (silverweed cinquefoil)
Lineage: Eukaryota; Viridiplantae; Streptophyta; Magnoliopsida; Rosales; Rosaceae
Product: probable alpha,alpha-trehalose-phosphate synthase [UDP-forming] 10
Exons: 5
Coding region: 258-2858 (866 amino acids)
Biological process (GO): trehalose biosynthetic process
Cellular component (GO): cytosol
Molecular function (GO): trehalose-phosphatase activity
Source: RefSeq, a predicted model, not a curated record